Messenger RNA from Rhagoletis pomonella (apple maggot), 2071 nucleotides. Its product is annotated as alpha-1,3-mannosyl-glycoprotein 4-beta-N-acetylglucosaminyltransferase A-like. Gene Ontology annotation, cellular component: endoplasmic reticulum; Golgi stack; endoplasmic reticulum-Golgi intermediate compartment. The record is from RefSeq and is a predicted model, not a curated record. Bases 1037 to 2071 code for a protein of 344 amino acids. NCBI's taxonomy places the organism in Eukaryota, Metazoa, Arthropoda, Insecta, Diptera, Tephritidae. Gene Ontology annotation, biological process: protein N-linked glycosylation. The transcript has 2 exons. Gene Ontology annotation, molecular function: acetylglucosaminyltransferase activity.
UAUACUGCAACACUACUCUACGCUUGCUUUUACACUGCGGGCGAUAAUUUAAUUUGAAGUUUGUUGUAUGUAAAUAUGGGAGAUUUGCUGUUAAUUUUGCAGACAAUUAAUCAUCGAAUGUGAAUUAUGUUAUUGUGUCAAUAGAUAUUUGAAGUGCAGCUUUGUUUUAUAUAGAAUGAAAAUUUCAACGAAGUGAUGGCAAUGGGAUAAAAUAAACUUUAAUAUCCAUACAUAUAUGUACAUAUGUUCUUGUCAUCAAAACCAAGUGAAGUUCCUAUUUAAAUGCCCUGUUAAUGAUAUAUUUCCCAUAAUUCAGACUGAAUAAAAUGCAAUUCAACGUAACUUGAAGAAGUUUAAAUUUCCGAUGCAGAAAAUAUAUUGGAUAUUCAUACCUGUUAAUGACAUAUUUCCCAUAAUUCAGACUGAAUAAAAUGCAAUUCAACGUAACUUGAAGUUUAAAUUUCCGAUGCAGAAAAUAUAUUGGAUAUUCAUACUUACAUACGCAUGUGAAUAAGGAAGAUAAGCCAAUAUAAAGGCAUCAGAUUUCAAUAUUUGCUUCAGUAGUAUCUCAUUCUCCCAAAUAUAAUUGUGAUCGAUUGGAUAAACCGAAAAAUGGCACGUGGGAAGAAUGGCAGCUGCUUUUAGCGCUAACUAAUGCUAAUGUGGUACAAAAGUGUGGUCAACGUCGUGUAAAUCUACUAAAGUAUAUGUUACAAGUAAUAAAAAGGUAUUAAACUACUAUUCUAACAACGAAAUCUUACAAAAUAAGGGAGCCACUCAAUCAAUACAUAGUGACCUAAGCAGCUUGAGCUGGGUAAUUUCAUGAUUAAGUUUCUACUCAGAAGACUUACUUAGCUUAUGCGCAGCAUUGAAAAGCGACUAAAAUGCACAAUGUAAGGAGUUGAUUUCUCCAACAAGUAAAUUUUAUCAAGCCUAAUGUGAACAAACUAGAUUACCAGUUUUCCUAAUUACGAACAAAUAUUUAUUACUAAGCAUAGUCCGAUUAACGCUUGAAUUUUCACAUGUAUACUACUUAAUGGUUAAGGAAGGAAAGUAUUUUGAUCUUGUUCCACUCGUCCAUCCACGGCUCAGCAGAAGAAUCGCAACGAAAAUGUUUAAGAUUCGUGAACGCAACUGUUUACUGGCGGUUAUCUUAUUGGUGAUAACUCCCUGUCUUAUCAUCCUUUUCAUUAUGGGUCCAGAAUUAUCCACCGAACAGUCACUGUCACAACAAUUGGCAGAGUGUCGCUUUCGUCUGCAGUACCUGGAGUCGAUGUAUCGGUCCAGGCAAGAGGAUGUGGCAAUACUUUCACAGUAUUUGCAUCUCAGUAAUGCAACAACAAUAUCCAUGGCAACGGUUGCACCUUUACCUCCUGGCAAUGAAGCCAACGCGAGCACAUCCGCAAUGCCAGCAGUAGGCUUGCCUACACUUCUGAAGUCGCUGAGCCCCGAAGCGCGGCAAUUGAUAAAAAAUGCUACACAUUCACAUACAACUCAACGAUUUAGUUCAUCGACUGCCAUUCGUCUCCCGACGGCCUAUAACUUUCUGCCACAUCUACUCGAUGAUUCUACAUCACUGCAUCCGGCUUACAUUCGUUCAAAGAGUCGUACAGAUGUGAGCAUUGUGUUAGGCAUACCGACGGUGAAACGUGAGAAGCAGUCGUAUUUGGUCAGCACGUUGCAGAAUCUUAUUGAAAACAUGAAUGAAGAAGAGCAAAAUGAAACGUUAAUAAUAGUUUACAUUGGCGAGUCAGAAGAAGAAUUGGUGCAUGCAAUCGCCAAACAAGUCGAAUUGAAUUUCGAACCAUAUGUCGACUGUGGUCUAAUUGAUAUUAUAUCACCAUCGGCAUCUUACUACCCGAAUUUCGAAACGUUGCGUAUAACCUUGCAGGACUCGUUGGAACGUGUCAAAUGGCGAAGUAAGCAAAAUUUGGACUUUGCAUAUUUGAUGUCUUACGCGCAGUCGAAAGGUAAGAGCUCAGAAAAAGGUUUGCAUACAAUUACAUCCUUAUUACAUAUCUUGAACGAUAGCCCGCACGAACGAUUCGUCUGCAGACGAUGCCGCCUCUGA